Molecule: messenger RNA, 2320 nt
Organism: Prosopis cineraria
Lineage: Eukaryota; Viridiplantae; Streptophyta; Magnoliopsida; Fabales; Fabaceae
Product: subtilisin-like protease SBT4.8
Exons: 2
Coding region: 86-2320 (744 amino acids)
Biological process (GO): proteolysis
Molecular function (GO): serine-type endopeptidase activity
Source: RefSeq, a predicted model, not a curated record
UUCCCAUAAUCUUAGGUAUACAAUAAUCAACCCGCACCAUAGACCAUAUAUAGUGCAUUGUUGCACAAACUAACAAACAGUAACAAUGGCCAAGCAGCACUGGAUAGCUCUCAUUUCUGUGUGUUUCAUUAUUCUUCUUCCAUGUCUUUGCAUGGCCACUGAAAAUGAUAAUGAUGAUACAAAAACGUACAUCGUCUACAUGGGAUCACUUCCUCGGGGAUUACCUGAUUACUCUCCAACCUCCCAUCACCUUAGAAUUCUUCACCAAGUUCUUAACGAUGACGUCAAUGGCAUUAACAAUGACGCCACAAGUUCCCUGAUCCGGAGCUACAGGAAAAGCUUCAAUGGGUUUGCUGCAAAACUCACCAGUGAUCAGAGGGACAAGAUAGCUGAGAUGGACGAGGUGGUCUCCGUGUUUGAAAGCAAACAACUUCGAAUUCAGACAACAAGAUCCUGGGACUUCAUGGGAUUCACCGAGUCAGCAAUAAAGAGAAACGUGUCAGCUGAAAGUGAUGUUAUCGUGGGAGUUAUAGACACCGGAGUGUGGCCGGAAUCUGAGAGUUUCAGUGACGAAGGUCUGAGCGAUGUUCCGAAGAAAUGGAGAGGGACUUGUGCCGGCGGGAGGAACUUCACCUGCAACAAGAAGGUCAUCGGAGCUCGGUCCUAUGCAAGUGAUUCUGCGAGAGACGAAAAUGGCCAUGGAAGUCACACUGCCUCUAUAGCAGCUGGGAACCUUGUUAAUGGAGUCAACUUUUAUGGAAUAGCAAACGGUACAGCAAGAGGAGGAGUUCCAUCUGCAAGAAUUGCUACAUAUUCAACUUGUGAUACGUCAGGAUUAUGUUCUGAGCACAAUAUAUUGGCUGCUUUUGAUGACGCCAUUUCUGAUGGCGUCGACGUCAUUUCUGUGUCACUAGGAAUGACACAACCUAAAGAUUUUCUCGAUGAUUCCUUAGCCAUCGGUGCUUUUCAUGCUAUGGAGAAAGGAAUCCUCACUGUCCAAGCUGCUGGCAACUCUGGUCCUUUCUUUGCCACAGUUUCAAGCGUAGCACCAUGGAUCCUAGCUGUUGCAGCAAGUAGCACAGAUCGUAAAAUCAUCGACAAACUUGUUCUGGGCAAUGGACACACACUGGUUGGCAACUCCAUUAAUGCUUUUAACUCAAAUGGGUCCAAGUUUCCUAUAGCUAAGAUAAAUAGUGAUUCAGAUGAAUGUUCCAAAGAAGAAGGAAGAAGUUGCUCUUGUUUUGACAAAAACUUGGUGAAAGGAAAGAUUGUGUUGUGCAAUGAAGAUUUGCCUGCAAGCACCAGUGUUAAGUCUCAAGGCGUACUUGGAGUCAUCACAACUUCAGAAUCCUAUAAUGAAGAUUUGUCAAGCAUUGUGUAUCUACCAUCAUUGGACAUUUCCAAAGAAGCUUUUGUUACUAUUGGUUCAUACAUGAAUUCAACCAAAGAUCCAAAGGCAGAGAUAAAGAAGAGUGAGAUGGUUCUAGAUAAGAACGCCCCAAGAACAAUUGAUUUCUCUUCACGUGGGCCUAAUUUCAUUGUAGGAGAUAUCUUAAAGCCAGAUAUAAGUGCUCCUGGAGUUGAUAUUUUGGCUGCAUAUUCACCAAAUGGACUUGUUUCAAAAUAUGCAGAAGAAGAAAGAUCUGUCAAAUACAACUUUUUGUCAGGAACAUCCAUGUCUUGCCCUCAUGUUUCUGGAAUAGCUGCAUAUUUGAAGACCCUUCAUCCAGAUUGGUCUCCUGCAGCUAUCAAAUCUGCCAUUUUAACAACAGCAAAACCUAUGAAGAAAGUUAAUAAUUCUAAGGAUGCUGUUGGUGAAUUUGAAUAUGGAUCUGGACAUGUGAAUCCAGUACAAGCUAGUGAUCCAGGGCUGGUUUAUGACAUAUCCAAGGAUGAUUAUGUGGAAAUGUUAUGCAACUAUGGUUUCAGUGCUUCACAGAUUAAGAAGAUUUCUGGAGACAAUAGCAGUACUUGUCCCAAAUCUUCUCACAGAGAUUUAGUCAAGAAUCUCAAUUAUCCUACACUUGGAGCGAAAGUUAAGCCUUUAACCUCAUUCAAGAUUCAGCUUAAUCGAACUGUGACAAAUGUUGGAUCUGUGAACUCAACCUACAAGGCAAGGAUUCUACCAGCAAGUUCUCACAAGGUAGAUAUUAGAGUGGAACCUGAGUUUCUCAUGUUCAAGUCAUUGAAUGAGAAGAAGUCUUUUGUUGUGAACAUUAUUGGGAAGGGCAUUGCAAAUCAAGGUGCAAUUUCAUCUUCAUUGAUAUGGUCAGAUGGCACCCACAAUGUGAGAAGCCCGAUUGUUCUGAUGGCGUUUUGA